Salvelinus sp. IW2-2015 is the source of this 2587-nucleotide messenger RNA. Its product is annotated as homeobox protein vex1-like. The record is from RefSeq and is a predicted model, not a curated record. NCBI's taxonomy places the organism in Eukaryota, Metazoa, Chordata, Actinopteri, Salmoniformes, Salmonidae. Gene Ontology annotation, molecular function: DNA binding.
UAAAUACUACAGUAAAGUCUGCAAAAAUACUACUGUGAAUACUAUGCUAUUCCUACCAUAGUAUAAACUAUAAUAUUUGUUUCAUGUGGGUAGCAUCAACAGGACAGAUCAUGGAAUGUAUGAAGUGAUCCUAUAAUUUGAUAUUACCAAAUACACGAGAAUGGGUGUUAUUGGAAGAGUUAAUGAUAUUCCUAUUAUUUUCAUUCCAUGGGUAGAGCCGAGGAGUAGGAGGAAAAUAUUUAAUGUUAAAGGAAGUGAAUAUACAAUGUUAUUUGAGAAUACAUGAUGAAUUCUCAGGAUGAAGUAAUGAGCUCUCUCUCUCACACACACACACACACACACACACUAAUACACAGAUGGGGCUAUAUUGAGAGCAGGGUUGGGCGGGCUCAAUUCGGAAGUAAACUAACAGUUACAAAUCAAUAAUUGAAAAAAGGGCAUUUAUUUUCAAUGACUUCUCAAUGAACUGUAAAGUAGAGGCUAUUUAUUUAAAACCUUUUUUCAUUUCUGAAUUUCAAAUUCAAAUCACUGAAUUAAAUUCGAAUUGAGCACAACCCUGAUUGAGAGAGGAGGUGAGGACAGUAAGGAUGUGAUUGUGUGUGGUGGGGGGGCUCUCCAGACUCACUGGAGCCAGCGGGUAAUGGCCUCAUUCAGGCCGAUUGAGACAUCUUAAUUUCUGCAGUUGUGAAAACUGAAGGAGGGAGGGAAGAAGGGAGGGAAGGAUGUGUUCUUUGAUCCUGAGCUGAGUGAGUUGUAAAUGAGGAGGUAUGCCCUGCAUAAAUACUGACUCUAUAGCUGAGACUAAGAUCAUUACUCCAUUUAUCAGGACAAUCACCCACUGAGAGAGAACACACUCACACACACACACUCUUCACUGGACCCAGCUCUGAGAACUUUGUCUGCAUUUCUGGAACCUGAAGGAUAAGAUGCAUUAGAUUCUAUCCAUCCAAAAGAACACGUUUUUCCACCCUAACAACAGGAUUUUGGUUAAUUUUGUUGGAUAUUUCCAUCAUCCAACCAUGAGGGGACAUUUCUCCAUUGAGUGGCUGGCCCAGAGUAGUCGGACAUCGGGCAGCACGAGCCCCUCGCCUCCCUCCUCUUCCUGGACAUCCGUUGCGGCUGGACCCACCAGCACCUCUGGGACCCACCCUGAGAGCUUGCCUGGGUUCUACUGCCGACCGAGACCUAAGAAUCWAGAGAACCAGACAGAGAACCAGGUGAGGAGAGGACACGGGCUCAUCCUACACAGCAAUCCCAGCCUGGKAGGCUCUGAGACAGCUAAGAGUAGCCCUCUCCACCACAAGCACCAAGUAGUGGCUGAGACUGACUUCAUUAGUGGAACAGAGGGGGAAACGUCAGGGUACGAGAGUGAGGGCGGGCGCUCCCUCACCCCAACCACCCCCCUGGAUGGCUCAUCUUCUCCCCCUACGGGGAGGCGGCCACGUACAGCCUACACAGCGGAGCAGAUCAACAGUCUGGAGAGGGCCUUCAAGAGGAACGCUUACCUAGGAACUCGGGACAAGGUCGAGCUCUGCAAGAAACUCAACCUCUCAGACAAACAGAUCCGUAACUGGUUCCAGAACAGGCGUAUGAGGAUGAAGAGGAUGGUCCAGGACGCUCUUGCCCAAGCGUGCCAGGCUAAAGUAGCCUCUCACCUGCUGCACUACCCCGAGCUACAUGUCUACCACCCUGGCCCCUACCACGCAGAAGCAGAGGGGGGCGCUGCCACCCCAUACCUCCACCCACACUACAGCUCAUCCACAGCCAGUCCAYCCCUACCCAGCCUCCCCCUGGACUCUUUCUACCAGUACUCCAGCCUCCCAGGCCUGGUGAUGCCCACUACUGUGUCCUACCAGCCUUACACUCACCAGUAUUAAAACUUUUGGAUGAUAUCUCAAUAGUCUAAAGUUGUUUUAAGGCAACUACUUUAGACUAGCGAACAGACGCAUCCCAAUACAUUUUCACUUGCUUCCACUUCUCAUGUAAUGUAUUGACUACAGAAAAAUCUGGUUAWAUCAGUGGUGAAAUUGUGAAGUUCUCCACUCAGGGUAGAGAGRAAUAAUGAAUGUGUUUCUGCUCUCCUUUUGUCAUGCUGUAAUUUCUAUUUAAGUAUAAAAUUGUUAAUAGUUUUAUUGUAUCGGUUUUAAYGCAUGUGGCAGCUGUAUAAAAGUGUGGAUAAAAUGAACGUUUGUUUUCAAUUGCAUUAUAAAUCAGUUCAUCCACUUGAUUUAUAUAUUUGUAAGUAUUGUGUGAAAAUAAAAUAAAAAACAUAAUCCCAUUGCCUGAAAAUUGACCGUUUUUGUUGUAGAAUAAUUUCAAACACCUCAAUAGCUCCAACCAGUUUACAAUUGGCCACCUAGUGCCCAACAAAGAACCUGCUAUACUGUGUGGAUGAGUCAGUACYCAGCUAAUGCACACAAUCCAUAAAAGAGAGAAAGAUAGUCCACACAUGAAUUUGUUGUGAAAAUGUAAUAAUUUUUCAAAACAAACGAUACACCCAAAUCUAUUUCAUUGGGCUCCUGAGUGGCGCAGCAGUCUAAGGCACUGCAUCUCAGUGCAAAAAAAUCCCUACGGUCACUGGUUUGAA